This is a messenger RNA of Trichoderma breve, 1110 nucleotides long. RefSeq names its product phosphotransferase enzyme family domain-containing protein. Lineage: Eukaryota; Fungi; Ascomycota; Sordariomycetes; Hypocreales; Hypocreaceae. Gene Ontology annotation, molecular function: protein kinase activity. The transcript has 3 exons. Gene Ontology annotation, biological process: protein phosphorylation. Bases 1 to 1110 code for a protein of 369 amino acids. The record is from RefSeq and is a predicted model, not a curated record.
AUGGCGGGCGCAGUGCGGCAACCCAUUGACGAAAAGGCGUUUGCAAAGUACCUUGAGGAGAAUGUGCCGGUAAUCAAGACGCCGAUUGAUCUGAAGCAGUUCGGCUUCGGACAAUCCAACCCAACAUACCAGAUCACCGACGCAACCGGCAAGAAAUAUGUUCUGCGCAAGAAGCCACCGGGGAAGCUGCUGUCCAAGACGGCGCACAAGGUGGAGCGCGAAUACCGGGCGCUGCACGCGCUCGAGACGACCGACGUGGCGGUGCCCAAGACGUUUUGCCUGUGCGAGGACGACUCGGUGAUUGGCACGCCGUUUUACAUCAUGGAGUUCCUCGACGGGCGCAUCUUUGAGGACUUCCUGAUGCCGGGAGUCAGCCCCGCGGACCGGACGGCGCUGUGGAAGGAGGCGAUCCAGACGCUGGCGCGGCUGCACGCCGUGGACGUGACUCAAGUCGGGCUGGACAAGUUUGGCAAGGCGAGCGGGUUUUAUAGCAGGCAGACGCAGACGUGGGCGACGAUUUGCAUCAGCCAGAGCAAGGCGGUUGAUAUCGAGACCAAGGAGCCCGUGGGACAGCUGCCGCACUUUGACGAGCUGGUGGGCUUCUUCAAGGACGAGAGGCUGCAGCCCAAGGACAGGGCGACGCUGGUGCAUGGGGAUUUUAAGAUUGACAAUUUGGUCUUUCACAAGACGGAAAAUCGGGUGAUUGGUAUCCUAGACUGGGAAAUGUCUACGAUAGGCCACCCCCUCUCCGACGUCUGCAACUUCAUCACGCAGUUCUACCUCGCUCGCUCGCCCGGCGCCUCCGCCUACAGCGACAGCGAAAAGUUCCUCCCCGGAGCCACGCCCGGCCUGCCGCAGCCGGACGAGAUCCUGCAGUGGUACACCGAGGUGUCGGGCUACGACCCGAGGCCGGAGCUCAGCUGGGGCGCGGCGUUCAAUAUCUUCAAGCUGGCGGGCGUGUGCCAGGGCAUCGCGGCGCGGUACGCGGCGAGGCAGGCGAGCAGUGCGAAGGCGAAGAUGUAUAUCGGGACGAGGGGACCGUUGGCGGAGUUUGCGUGGGAGUUGGCGCAGCAGGCGAGGGAUGCGAAGGCGAGGGAUUCGAAGUUGUGA